Molecule: messenger RNA, 370 nt
Organism: Closterium sp. Naga37s-1
Lineage: Eukaryota; Viridiplantae; Streptophyta; Zygnematophyceae; Desmidiales; Closteriaceae
Source: the annotation of a GenBank genome assembly
CGGACGUUAUUUUCAAGCUGGGUCAGAAUGCAGACCCGCUGACAUCCGUACAAGUGGACCAGGAUGGCAUGGUUACCGCCCUCUAUUGGCAAGGGUCUUAUCUGAGCACGUCCAUUCCAGAGAGCAUCAGCGCCCUCUCACGCCUCACUCUGCUCGACCUGGGAGACACAGUGCUUAGCGGCUCUCUGCCCAAAACCAUGAGCGCUCUCUCCAGAUUGCAAGACUUGAGUCUGGGGCACAACUCUCUCACCGGGAGCAUUCCUGCAUGGAUCGCCUACAUGACCGCACUCACUGCUCUCCGGCUGGACAGUAACAGGUUCACUGGCAGUCUACCAUCGGGGCUAGCUGCACUCACGAAUCUGCAAACGCU